Messenger RNA from Chenopodium quinoa (quinoa), 2561 nucleotides. RefSeq names its product translation initiation factor eIF-2B subunit delta-like. Bases 273 to 2204 code for a protein of 643 amino acids. NCBI's taxonomy places the organism in Eukaryota, Viridiplantae, Streptophyta, Magnoliopsida, Caryophyllales, Amaranthaceae. The record is from RefSeq and is a predicted model, not a curated record. The transcript is spliced from 7 exons.
UAAACUCCCAAAAUCAACCCCAAAUCAAACCUAAGACUAAACUCAACACAAAUCAAAUCAACAAUUCAAAGUUAAAAAAAUUCUUGCCCCUUUUCUCUCACCUAAAUCUCAAUUCCCAAACUCUCUCCAAUAAUCACCAAAAUGGCAAAAUUAAAUUUUCCUUCAAAAAAAAAAAUAAAUAAAUAAAAUUCACCUAAAAUAAAAUACUACAAACCAUAAAAAAUUAAAUAACCAAUCCUCCCCUCCUAAAAAAAAAAAAAGAAAAAACGAAAAUGGAACCUCGACGAAACCCCCAAAAUAGAGCAAGAAUCGACCCAAAAAUCCGCCAAGUUGGUUUCACAUUCAAUCCCACUACCCCAACCCUAAACCCUAAUUCUUCCGCCACCGUCUCCGCCGACGACUCCGCCCUUUCUCCGGUUAUGAUCCCUCCUCCGCCGAUCCCCUCCGACACUUCCGCCGCCUCCGCCGCCUCCGCCGCCGCCGCCUCCACUUCUCUCCCUGUUCCUGUCCCCGCCCACUCCGCCGCCACUGCCGCCGCCACUGUCUCCGCCGCUCACCGUGUUUACGACGAUUCUCACUCCUACCUCGCCGCUUCUUCGCCUGAGUCAUCUCAGCCUGAUUUUUCCGACGACUGGGUUCGAAGUAGUUCUGGAAAGUACAGUCUUGGUUUUGAUAUGUCUGGUGUUAAUUCUCCUGUUGCUGAUCAACAAUCUGCUCAUGAUGCUGAUUUGACUGUUAUUCAUCAUGAGAAGGGAGGAAAUAUAUCAGAAGUACAAGUGUCUCACCAUGAAGACAAAAAGGUGACCUCCAAACCGUUGAAGGAUAAAACUAGCAAAGCUGAAAGGCGCGCUUUACAGGAGGCUCAGAGAGCUGCAAAAUCUACUAAAAAAGCUGCGGCUUCUGGAGUCGCACCUCCUGUCACUGAAAAGCCAACCAAAGCAUCUAAGCAGUAUCCACAGAAAAAAGAUGUUCCUUUGGCAACAUCCUCAGUGUCAGUACCUGAAAUGAAAGGAGGUGAUCGGCCAUCGGAGAAAGACAAGAAGAAGGAUGUUUACCAUCCUCGGAUGCAGUAUGAUGACAAGAGCAGAGUGGAAAAGGCUAAAAAGCGCUCUGUUAUUGACAAACCUGAAGCUAGAAACAGAGUGGAGUUGUUUCAGCAUUUGCCUCAGUAUGAACGUGGAAAUCAGCUCCGUGACCUCGAGUCAAAAAUUUUCAAUCUUGAUUCAGUUCAUCCUGCUGUGUACAAGGUGGGUUUGCAAUAUUUGUCGGGCGAUGUAUCUGGAAGUAAUGCACGAUGUAUUGCAAUGCUCUAUGCUUUUAAAGAAGCCAUUGAAGACUACCAUACCCCUGUAGACAAAAUUCUAACCAGAGAUCUAGCGACAAGGAUCAGUAGCUACGUGUCAUUUUUAAAUGAAUGCCGCCCCCUCUCUAUCAGUAUGGGUAAUGCAAUAAGAUACGUAAAGGCCCGCAUUGCAAAGUUGCCUUCAAAUCUUACUGAGACGGAUACAAAAGCUACAUUAUCUUCUGAUAUAUAUCGUUUUAUUAAUGAAAAAAUCGUAAUAGCAGACAAAGUAAUUGUGCAACAGGCUGUCACAAAAGUUAGGGACGGUGAUGUUCUUCUUACUUAUGGUUGCUCUAGUGUUGUUGAAAUGGUAUUGGUAUAUGCCCAUGAGCUUGGGAAAAAGUUCCGUGUUGUGAUAGUUGAUUCACGACCAAAGUUUGAAGGUCAAAGAUUGCUUCGAAGACUAAUUGCAAAAGGGUUGAGCUGUACAUACACGCAUAUUAAUGCAGUUUCUUAUGUCAUGCAUGAAGUCACAAAAGUUUUCUUAGGUGCUGCUUCCAUAUUGUCUAAUGGAAUAGUUUAUUCAAGAAUUGGAACUGCAUGUGUUUCUAUGGUUGCUCAUUCAUUCCGUGUUCCUGUACUUAUUUGCUGUGAAGCCUACAAGUUUCAUGAGAGAGUCCUACUUGAUUCCAUAUGUACUAAUGAACUUGGUGAUCCUGACGUUAUAGCUAAGGUAUCCGGUAGAAAGGAUCUAAAUUAUUUGGACGAUUGGGUGAAUAAGAAAAAUUUGCAGCUCCUAAAUUUAUUAUAUGAUGCUACUCCCUCAGAUUACAUAUCGUUGAUUGUUACUGACUAUGGCAUGAUUCCACCUACGAGCGUGCCAGUAAUUGUGCGUGAAUAUGGGAAAGAACACCUAUUUUAAUGUGCAGAUAUUGUGUUUAAAUACUUGUUGAUAACAAGGCUAACUACUGUAAAGGUGUUAGGUUUGAAUCUCAUAUUUAAUGUCAUAAAUUUGAUCCCAGUAUACAAGUGAAGGCUCAUUUCAUGUUACUAAUGAACUGCACCAAGCAGUUUUGAUCCAGCAUUCUUUGACAGGAAUCGUUGUCUAUGUAUUAUUUUGAACAUUGUUUAGAAUGAUUUAGCCAACUAGAAUAAUUAAUCACAAUUCAGUAUGAUGAUUUUUUUUUUUUUUUUUUUUUUUUUUAAAGUUUUACACUUAUAGUAGGUGUGAUAUAAGGUGUAAGUCAUAUAUAUACGGAGUAGCUUAAUCUCUUUUCAA